Molecule: messenger RNA, 9868 nt
Organism: Sitodiplosis mosellana (orange wheat blossom midge)
Lineage: Eukaryota; Metazoa; Arthropoda; Insecta; Diptera; Cecidomyiidae
Gene: brp
Product: trichohyalin
Exons: 28
Coding region: 1718-8452 (2244 amino acids)
Biological process (GO): neuromuscular synaptic transmission; regulation of synaptic plasticity; maintenance of presynaptic active zone structure
Cellular component (GO): cytoskeleton of presynaptic active zone
Molecular function (GO): structural constituent of presynaptic active zone
Source: RefSeq, a predicted model, not a curated record
CGGCAAAGGCAACGGUAGUAAGUCUCCUUUUUUUGUUCUCAGCCCCAAAAAAAGAAGACACAAAAAAUAUAAACUACACAUAGCAAAGUAAAGCAGAUAGAAAAAAAAAUUAAGCGAAAAAAUAAUUCCAAAAUAUUUGCCAAUUUCCCGUCGCGUGAGAAUCUUUUGGAAUUUUUGGACAAGGAAAACGAAAAACCGAGAACCGAAAGAGGAAAGGCAAAACACAGGAAAACGAAAAAAAUCUCUCAACAUCAAACUGAGUGUGAACAUUUUCGAUGGAAAAAUACCGCGAAUAGUGAGUGUUGAGACGAGAAGAGACACCCGAAAGCGAUAGUGUGUACGGAAUAAUGAAUUCAAAAAUUGUGUUUCACUCGAUUUAAAUGAUGUGUUGCAUUCCCGAGUGGUGGCUGACGAGAGUGAAACCAAUUUCAUGAAGUUGAAUGGAUUGAAUGGGGGAGCAUUUUGGGUGGUUUGUGGUGCGAUUUUUUUUGUUCAACAUCCGCAACCAAAGCAAAUGAACAAAGUGGAAUAGUGUAGUGAAAACGGUCGACCACAGAUUAUACACAACGUGAAAAGGAAGUAAACAUUGCAAAAGUCGAUUUAUUCGUUUUUUUUCGGUGUAUCCAUGGAUUGAAUGGGGCAAAAUAGUCGGAGUUAAUACAGAAAAACACACGGCAAAACCCAUACUAAACGAAUGAAAAACGAAUGGAUUUUGGUUUUAGUUUGAUUGAAAAGUGUGAAGAAGAAGAAGAAGAAGAAGAAGAAGAAGAAGAAGAAGAAGAAGAAGGCUGCUGUCAUUUGAUUGGCAACGACUGAGAGUGAACACGACAACGACGACGAUUAAGCUGAAAUCAAGCAGAAUGUGUCAUUUCGUACACACAGUCGAACAAAUUGAAAUCAGUGUGAAUCAAGUUUUUGGUGCGUGUUUCGCUGUUUAGUUCAGAAUAAUCGUGCGGGUGGAAGAAAGAAAAAUCCGAAACAAAUAUUCGCCCUAAAACGAGAGGACAAGAACACAUUUCGGAAUCGAUGUACAGAGUGUUGUUGCGAAUUAAGUGUCUGUGUGUCAUAUGAAUUUUUCGUAGCGCGUGAUCGUAAUACAAACGAAUUUAUAUAUCAAGCAGCAGCAACAGCAGGAGCAGUAUUAGCAGUGACUAGCAGCAGCAGCAGCAGCAGCAGCAGCAGUGAGAAGAAACAGAAAAGAUAAACGACGGCCAAAAAAAGCAAAGGAUUCUCGAUUUACACACUUGAACAACCCAAUUCACACACGGAACAGACCGACCAACCAACCGAUACCAAAACUCUUUUCGACCCAACUGAAAACAUUCUUGUCUUGUGAACGUCGAUCGUUUUUAUCUGCACAAUAAUGAAGUAAAGAUCAAUAACCAAAAUAGCAAAACACAAUAUAAGCAUAGCUAAAAAGAAAAAUCGAAAACGAAAAAAAAAAACAGCAACAACAACAACCAAAGAGAAACACAACAAACAAACAACAUUUCUCUCACUAGUUUUUCUUUAGUGUGUAUUUAGCCAUUACGUAUUCGUGAUAUACACAUAUUUAUUGAUACAUAUAUAUUUAGAGAAAGAGAGAGAGAGAGAGAGAGAGAGAGCGAACGAAACUAUAUCAAGCAAUUUAUAUUUGAAGCAUAUUUUUUCCUUAGAACAAAUCAUCAGCAAGGUUUUGUGUUCCAAAUGUUAGACCGCGCCUGUGUCGCGGUAUAUUAUGUCUCGAGAACCAUACAAUUCAGUUGCAGCUGCUAAUUCUGGUACACGAAGUCCUGGAACCGGACCCAUACGUUCAACCUCAGCCAGACGCAUCACUGAAUUGCCCACGGUAGAUCGAUCACCUUCUCGAGAUUACGCAACACGUGGCAGCCCCUCUGUACGAACAUUAGUACGGCAAUCUCGACCUGGCGAUCAUUAUUCAUUACAUUAUAUCACACCAAUAUUCGAUCAGAAUCGAAGUAGUCGAUUGACACAAUUUCAAAGCCAUACAAGACAACCAACACGGUACGCUUCAUUACAACAACGUUAUACUGAUUCCUCCGUUGCAGCAGCAACAAUGGGAAGUCCGUACUACAGAGAUAUGGAUGAACCGACUAGUCCAGCUGGUGGGGCUCAUCAUCGUAGCCGAAGUGCAAGUCGGCCACCAAUUUCACAUACCAUGGAUUAUCCAAGAACUCGAUAUCAGUCAUUGGAUCGAGGCGGUUUGGUGGAUGUGCACGAUCGUGAAUUCAUACCGAUUCGCGAGCCAAGAGAUCGAUCAAGGGAUCGAUCGCUCGAGCGUGGACUGUAUCUUGAGGACGAGCUGUACGGUCGAUCGGCGCGCCAAAGUCCGAAUCCAUUAAAUAUGGCGGCAAGUGAUCGGGGCUAUUUGGGCGAUUUACAACAUCAACAAACCGAUUUGCAACGCGAAUUAGGCACACUAAAACGUGAAUUAGAAUUGACAAACCAAAAAUUAGGUAGUUCAAUGCAUAGCAUUAAGACGUUUUGGUCACCGGAGCUAAAGAAAGAGCGGGCACUGCGCAAAGAAGAGAGUGCAAAAUAUAGCCUUAUUAACGACCAAUUAAAAUUGUUGAACAGUGAAAAUCAGAAACAAGCAAUGUUGGUCCGACAACUCGAAGAAGAGCUUAGAAUGCGAAUGCGUCAGCCAAAUAUCGAAAUGCAGCAGCAAAUUGAGGCGCUUUACGCCGAAAAUGAGCACCUGCAAAGAGAAAUAGCCAUUCUUAGAGAUACAAUUAAGGAACUCGAACUGCGAAUUGAAACACAAAAGCAGACGUUGUCUGCACGCGAUGAAAGCAUUAAAAAGCUGCUGGAAAUGCUUCAAACGAAAGGAAUGGGUAAAGAAGAAGAGCGUCAAAUGUUCCAGCAGAUGCAGGCGAUGGCACAAAAACAGAUGUUGAACAGUUCGUACAACCUCAAUCGACUCGGAAGUCCAACGGCUGGUGAUUUAAUAAAUACGUCGGUGUUUGAUGCGUGCGGAGGUAGUGGAAAUUAUUUUAAGCCAUCGCCACCAUUCAAUAUGUACGAUCCGGAUUUGCAAUCGUAUACGUGCAAUCCAUUGAACAGCGUUCACCAUCAUCAUCACAGCAGCACCACACAACUGCCACGUCGUCGAUAUAGUAUUGGUGGUUUGCCAUCGGCCACCACAAAUGAAUAUCUAAAUUUACAGCAUCAAACGAUAGUGGCGGCCGCUGGUGAUGCGCAUCUAUCGAAUUUAUUGAACGAGGCCAAAACAUCGAUCACCCGAUCAUCGCAGAUAUUAUCGCGUGGCGAAGAUUUAAGCGGCGAUAUAAUGCUAUCGGCUGCGGCCGGCGAUGUAAUCGCCGACAUAUCACAUCGUCAUCAUCAUCAUUUAUUGAAUGGUGAUCUUGAUAUCACCGGUGCCAAUAUACUAAAUCAAUUGCCGAUCACCUAUUCAUCACAGCCGAAUAUUUACUAUUCACAACCGAAUUACACCAACAGCCAUAUGUCAACGGACAUGUAUUUGUCUCGUUUUAAACGAUCAAUGGCACCAACGGCAUAUGGUAGCGGUGGACUGGGCGGCAUCGGUUGUAAUCCAGCCACCGGAGCAGCAUCAACACUUAAUUGGGGUGGCCAAAAAUCACAAUUCACCAAUCCAAUACUAACCGCAUACACAAAUCCCUAUUUCAAUUCAAACAUUCCAUCAAAUGUGAUGAACUAUAAUAGUGUCACUAGUCAUUCAUUGCCCUACAAUAGUUACAAUCAACAACAACCACCACCACCAUCACAAAUGUACCAUCAUCCAUCGCAAUCCAUUUCCACGUAUCCCAAAUACAAUCAACCACCACCACCAUACAGUAGUGUAUUGUCCAACACACAGCUACACCAACAAACACAACCACAAUAUCAUCGGCCAUUACAUUAUACAUCCAAUCCGGUGAUAUCACAAUCAUCGAAUUAUUAUUUUAAACAUCCCACCCAUCAUCAAUAUCAUAGUAAAAUUUUACAUCCAAAUCAUGCAGCGUCGAUCGCUCAAACGUCAACAUCCGCCUCGUAUUUACACCAUCAAAAUCAGCAUCCAUACAGUGGAUACUCGAAUCAACACUUUGAUCAUUUGAAUAAUAGUAAUUGCUACUCGAAACUAGAUUUAGUAGAUUAUACAAAACAGAGCGAACAAACUAAGCGACAAUUGGACGAGUUUCGUUUGGAAAUUCAGCGCCGUGAUCAAGAAAUAUUGGCUAUGGCAGCUAAGAUGAAAACACUCGAAGAACAACAUCAGGAUUAUCAACGCCAUAUAACCGUUUUGAAGGAAUCAUUAUGCGCAAAAGAGGAGCAUUACAAUAUGCUUCAGUCGGACGUUGAAGAGUUGCGAACUCGCAUGGAAGAGAAGAAUCGCUUGAUCGAAAAGAAAACGCAGGCCGCUGUGCAAGCGGUUCAGGAUCGUAAUCGCGUUCAAAACGAAUUGACCGAACUAAAAGAUCACAUGGACAUCAAAGAUCGCAAAAUCAAUGUGCUCCAACGAAAGAUCGAAAAUCUCGAGGAUUUGCUUAAGGAGAAGGAUAAUCAAGUCGAGAUGGCACGUGCCCGUUUGUCGGCGAUGCAAGCCCAUCACUGCAACUCCGAAGGUGCUUUGUACAGCAUGGAAGAGACACUCGGCGACAAGGAUAAGCAAAUGCAAUUGUUACGCGAUCAACGUGAUCGUGCCGAAAAGGACAAAGAAGAGGAGCGUGAAUUGCAUGAGCGCGAAGUGACCGAAUACAAAUUGAAAUUGCAUUCGCUGGAGUGUGACAUUGAGAAGUUGAAUUCGCGUUUGGAUCGCAUCCAUGUGGAGAAAGAGCGGCUGGAAACUCGUCUCGAGUCAUCGCAAAGCGAACUCGGCAAAUCAAAGGCCGAAUACGACAAAGUGUCCGGUGAAGUGGGACGUAGCACCAGCGAUUGGGAAGCAACCAAACAGCGAAUGACACGCCUCGAACUUGAAAAUGAUCGGUUACGCCAUGAGCUUGAGCGAUCACAGACCACGUUUGGCCGAUCGACGUUGACCACAUCGCAGGAAUUGGACCGUGCGCAAGAGCGUGCCGACAAAACGGCGGCCGAUUUGCGUCGAACCGAAGCCGAACUGCGAGUCACACGCUCGGAUGCUGAACGUGCUCGUGCCGAGGCUGCAUCGUUGCAAGAAAAGCUCGAGAAGAGCCAGGGUGAAGUGUACCGCCUGAAAGCCAAACUCGAAAAUGCACAAGGUGAACAAGAAAGCUUGCGCCAAGAAAUGGAACGUGUACAGAGUAGCGUACAAAGAGUUCACGCCGAACGAGAUAAAACCUUGACCGAAUUGGAAAAAUUGCGCGAAGAAUUGGAACGAUCACAAGCCGGUCUCGGAAAAUCUCAAUUGGCCCAAGAGAAGUUGCAAAAUUCAUUGGACAAAGCACAGAACGAGGUGGAUCACUUGCAAGAGCGUUUGGAUAAAUCAACAGCCGAAGUGCGUCGCUUGCAACUAGAGAAGGAGAAACAAGCGUACGAAUUCGAGAGUUUGCAAUCACAAUUGGAUAAGGCACUUGGUCAAUCGUCACGAGUGCAGAAAGAACGCGAAUCGCUCGGAUUGGAGAUCGAACGGUACAAGGACAAAGCGGAGAAAGCACAACAGGCAUUGACACGAUUGCAGAAGGAGCGCGAUGCAUUGCAGGAUGAAAUCGAUUCGUAUAAGGAACGUGCCGAAAAUAGUCAAGCAAUGGCCGUGAAAGCGGUACGAGAGCGUGAACAACUGCAAACCGAACUGGAGGUGGUCAAAGAGCGUUGGGAGAAGGCACACAGCGUACACCAGAAAUUACAGAUCGAACGCGACGAUGCCUACACAGAGAUCGAUAUAUUGAAGGAGAAACUGGACAAGGCGUUGUACGCCAGCCAGAAAUUGAUCGAUGAAAAGGACAGCUGGAACAAAGACUAUGAGAAAUUGCUGGAGAAACAUGAUCGUGCACAAAAUGAAAUUUAUCGUUUGCAAUCCCGAGUCGAUACCACCGAAGCCGAUCGUGCACGUUUGGAGGUCGAAGCGGAACGAUCCACAUUGGCCGCAACCAAAGCACGUGAAGAUCUACGUAAAUUGCAAGACGAAAGCUCUCGCUUACAAGAGGCAUGUGAUCGUAUUGCAUUGCAAUUGGCCCGCGCCAAGGAGUUGGAAGACAAGGCCCGCGAAGAGUUGGAAAUAAAUCGUGAACGUUUGGAGAAGGCACAAAAUGAUGUGCGUCGACUGCAAUCGGAGAAGGAUAUGCUUCAAACGGAAGUGGAAAAACUCACAUACGAAGUGGACCGUGCAACUCAUACAAAUACCAAGCAUUCAGCAGCAAUGGAAUCGGCUCAAGAAGAGGCGGCUCGCUUCAGUUUGGAACUGGACAAAAUGCGCGAUCGAUAUGAAAAGAGUCAGAGUGAAUUGCGUCGAUUGCAAGAGCAAGAGACAUACGGACGUGAUACUCGCCGUACGAAGGAAGAGAAUGAACGGUUACGCGAACGAUUGGAUAAGAUGUUGCUUGAAUUGGAUGCCAUCAAAGGUAAAGCCGCCUACGAUGAGGAAUCACACUCGAAAUACAAAGAAAAGUAUGAAUCACGUGAAUUGGAAUGGCAAAAUCUGGAGACAAAACUCCAUGAAACCACAUUGCAAUUGGAGUUGUCAAAGGCUGAAGUGGCCAAGCUAAUUUCCAAUCAAGACAAGCAACGUGCCGAAUUGGAACGUGCUCACAUUGAAUGCGAAAAGGUGCGCGAUCGUCACGAGAAAUUGAUCAAAGAGGCCGAACGGAUGCGUCAACUUGGCCCCGGUGCCAAACAGAAUGCAAUCAGUCCGGGUGCAAAUUCGUUGCCACAAAAUCCAGCCGAACGCUCGGAAAAUGAACGGCUGCGUGAUCGCCUCGAAAAGGCGCUGCAGGUGAAUCAACUGCUGUACAACUUCCUCGAGAAACACACACAAAAUCAAUUCCAAACGCGUGACGCCUCCGAUUUGGAGUCCGGCCGAUUGACCAAAGAAUUGGAAAAAGCACAAAUGCACUUGGCCAAACAGCAAGAGGCCAACGAAUCCACACGGAUCGAAUUCGAACGCAUGUCCGCCGAACUCAAUCGAUACCAGGAGCGUCUAGAGCGUUCGGAAGCCGAACGCGAAGCACUCAAAGCACAGCGUGGAUCGCUGCAAUCACAUCAAGUUGAAAAGAAUAUCAUGAAACUGGAGACUGACGCCAAACAAUUGGCACUUGAACGAGAUCAAUUGAUUCAACAAUUGGAGAAGAGCCAAGACAUGCUGAUGAACUUCCAACAGGAACUCAAUGCCACUGAACAAGAAUUGCAACGACAACGUGAAGAAAAUAAACGGCUUGUGCAACAACACCAAGAGCUCGAAAAGAGAUUACAAGAGGCUGAAAAGGCAAAACCACAGCAGCCGGGUCAACGCAAUCUGCCGCCAACACCAGAUCAACAGCGGCUUGUCGCCGAAAUUAACGCACUCAAACAACGAUUACAAGAGACUGGCGCUCGCAGCGAAAAUGAAGUAGAACAAUGGCGCAAAGUGGUCGAACAAGAAAAGGUACGAGCUGAUCAAGCCGAAAAAGCGGCAACAGAGCUACACAAACGUGCUCAAACAUUGGAAAAGCAGCUGCAAUCACACAUGCAACAAAUUGCCAAUCUGCAACAACAAAACCAACAACUGCAGCAACAACAACAGCAACAACAACAGCAACAGCCACAGCAACCGCAACAGCCAACUGCCCAAACUCAGCAAACUGCUCAAGAAAUGGAAAAACUGCGAAAAGAGCUACAAACGGCGAAUGUGGAACGCGAUCGAUUCGGAUCGCAGCUUGAAAUGUUAGUACAAGAAUUAGAAAAGAGCCAGAUGGAUCUGCUCGAGGCGAAUAACCAACUGAAAAUUACCCAUCAACAAUUGUCGGCAGCCCAACAGGGUGGCGCAGCCAAAGGUGGCAUUGAUGAAGCGCAACGCAAAGAAAUCGAAGCUCAACUCAUACAAAUGGAAGAGUUCAAGAAGCAAUUGGACAACCAAGCAAAAGCCAUCGAAAGCGAACGCAAAUUGUUCGAAGAGCAAAGGAAAGCGAUAGAAUCGAAGCGAAAGGAGCUUGAGGAGAAAGAGAAGAAACUCAUUGAAUUCGAUAGACAAUUGCAGAAACGCAAAGAGCAAAUGGACCAAUUGGAAAAAUCACUGCAAAAGGCUGGUGGCACUGCCGCUGCUGCAGGCGAAUUAAACAAAAAACUCACCGAUACUCAGCGACAAUUGGAGACUGUUCAAAAGCAAUACGAACAAGCCAAAGAAGAAGCGGCUAAAGCCUCACAAGAAACCGAACGUCUAUUGCAAGUGGUGCAAAUGACACAAGAAGAGCAAAACGCCAAAGAGAAAACUAUUAUGGACCUACAGCAAGCGCUGAAGAAUGCACAGGCCAAGCUGAAAGCACAACAACAACAGCAGCAACAGCAAGAGGCCGGGCCAGCUGGAUUCCUGAAAAGCUUUUUUUAAAUAAAUCCGAACGAUGAAUAGAGUGGUCCAUAGUGAAGAUUAGAGAAAAAAAAAAUGGAAGCCCAAAACCUAACUGAAUUAUAUAAAUAGAUAUAUAAAUGUGCAAACGCAAACGUAUGUAUGACUGAAAAGAAAGAGAAAACUAAAAUAUUGGCGCUGAAGGAUUAAAAUGUAAAACGAAGCACUGUUACAACAGCAACAACAAACAACAAAAACCAUCCAAAUAAUCGAAUUCUUUUGAAUCUUUUCCUCUGCUCAUAAUACUCAUUUUAAUCGAAAGUUUAUUAAAUUUCUCAAUACCAAAACAAACAACAACAACAUUGAUAAAACUACCAAAGUGACUAUGUGCACUUGAUAAUUUGUGUGAUUUGAUUUCAUCAUAGAGAAUAGUUAUGAGCAUCUGUCACAUACACACUCUCUUUCUCUUAACACAAUAGUUUAAAUUUAUUGAUGAAAUUUAACAGAAUCAACAACAACAACAACAACAGCGACUACUUUUACCCAUUAAGCAAGUAUAUCCUUUACAAUGGCCUUUGUGACAACAAACAAAUCUAUUCAAAUAGACUCUAAGUGUAAAUGAUCAAAAAAAAAAACAAAUUAAUUUGAAUAUAAUUUGCAAAUUGUGCUAGCGUAAAGUUUAAAAAAUGAUGGAUCAAAUCAACAACAAAGCAAAUGAACAAAUAUCUUAACAAAUAGUAAAUAACGCAUAGUUAAACCAAUUUCAAAUCACGCGCAAAAUGCAUUUAAGCGACCCAUCUAUAUUUUGCUUCGACCGCAACACAUUUUUUUUAGCCACUUGCAACCAAAACCAAAUGCAACCUGAACAAGUUACAAUGAACAUGAAAUCGGAGCGCUUGAUACGCUAGAGCAUGCUCAAUGAGAGAGAUGCUGAUAAGCGAGUCCAUUUUGUUUCGAACGGUGCCAAACAUCGGCAAGAAAUGGUAGAUUAAUAGAAAAAAAACGCUUCGAUUAUUUAACGCAUGGUCGCUUGAUAAACAGUUACUUUCGAAAUUCACUGCAAGAUAAUAAUAGUAAAGUGCAGCCCGCAGCAAGUAAAAUACGAGACGGUGAUGAUCCAAAUGUGGGAAAUUGCGGUAGCUAAGCAAGCAAAGGAACUAAAAACAAAUUGUAUUGUGUUAAAUAGAAAAUUAACCAAUUUAAAAGCGCAAGAAAAAGAUGGCAAAAAGAGCGAACUGUUGACAUUGCCAUAGACAUUUUGCCUCAUUUCUUUCGGGGCAAUUGAAUUCAAUAGAAUGAACAAUCAAGUAAACGAAAUGGGAUGCAUUUCCAGUCAAUCUCUUAUUCUCACUAUCUCUCGAUUUCUUUCUAAAACAAAUGUGUCAUAUCAUACAAAUACAUAAAUAGAAUCUUAUUAUAAAACAAAUGAAAAAAAAAACAUAGCCAAAACGUAUCAAA